AUGCGAAUGCUCGCAUAUGGAGCAUCCGUUGACUCCGUUGACGACUACGUUCGGAUUGGUAAAAGUACGUCGCUUGAGAGCGUGAAGAGGUUUGUCCGAUCGAUUAUCAACAUCUUUGGAGAGGAACACCUUCGUGCACCGACUAAUGAAGACGUUGCAUGCCUGCUCGAGGAAGGCUCACAACGAGGUUUUCCUGGGUCUCACAAUGACCUUAAUGUUCUACAUCGUUCACCGAUUUUCGCACAACUUGCGGAGGGAAGAGCUUCACCGUGCAACUAUACUGUCAAUGGCCACGAGUAUAAUAUGGGAUACUAUCUCGCCGAUGGGAUUUACCCAGAGUGGUCCACAUUAGUGAAGACUAUUCCAGUACCUCAAGGAAACAAGCAUAAGUACUUUGCUCAACAAGAAAGCGCAAGAAAAGAUGUUGAGCGAGCUUUUGGCAUGUUGCAAGCUCGAUUUGCGAUUGUUCGUGGACGUUUCUGGCAACCUUGUGUGCUGAAAGAUAUCAUAACAGCUUGUAUCAUAAUGCAUAACAUGAUCGUUGAAGAUGAACGUGAUUGUCAAUUGGACAACAACUUCGACUUUACUGAUUCGGAGCAGCUAUCAUUACCAAUGUUAUCACGACUUGAAUCUCUUGCAGGUAAAGAGAAGAAACCAGUUUUUGGUGCUUAUGAAGUUAAUUUGAGGCAGAGAAACACCUCUUCAUCUAGUGGGAAGCUCGAGAAUAUCUCUUCUGACUCCGUGAUUGGUGUGCAUGCUGUCCAAGAUGGGAACCAUGAGAUUCAGCCUCUGUCAAGUAAUGAUCACCAUAGUGAAUCUGGUGAUGAUUCAAUUUCUGAUGAGGAGAAUGCUGUGCUCUCAAAGUUGUCUGCCAAUUAUGGAGCUGCUGCAGUUCAGACUAAUAGACGGCCCAAUUUGACAAGUCCAAAGCAACCUGAUGCAUGCACAUGGUCUGCUAUUAUUGAAGAAGCCCAUGAGUUGGCUACUGUGUCUAAAAAGACAGAAUAUUGUCCAAUUACUUCUGAAAUGUCUGAAGUGAGAGGAAUUCAUACAGGUGAUAAAGGAAGUUCCAGACCCAAGUUUUCUUUUCGUUCCCUGCCACAGAGAGGAAACAGUUCUGGGCAUACUGCACUAAAGGAUAGAAAUGAAAACCCUGUCAAAUAUGCGACUGAAGGCCCUACUUUAUUCAAUAAGUGCGAGCAUGGAACUGUGGGAGAUUUAGUAGCUGAAAUGUUUGAAAAUCUUCAUGAAGAAAGUGACAAGCUACCUAUGAAGGUUGCACCCUAUGAUCAAAGAAGUGAAGUACCUUCAGUGGCUGAACUGCUGGAAAAUUUGCAACAAAAGGAUGAGCCAUCUACGGGGCCUCCAAAUUUGUUGCCUCAGAAUAUUAAAGCCAAGGAAAGAAAGAUGCAAUAUGAUAGAAAGAGAAUAUUGCCUCAUCUGGGUGGUAGAAUUCUUGACAGUGAAGACUCCCCUGAAUUUUCAGGUGACGAGUCUAGUGAUGAUGAGCAUGAUAAUGAUCACAGGCAUUUAUAUGUUGCAACCCAAAAUGUUAAAGGACACACUAUGGCAGAUCUAUUUCAGGAAGCUUUCAGUAAAUCGGAAAUAGAGGCUUCCCCUUAUCCAACAGCUAAACAGACAGGGAUUGGAUAUCUUGGGAGGUUACAACAAGUAUUGCAGAUUGAAAAAGAUAGGCAUCUGCAAUUCUUAAAGCACUCACAAACAGUGAGAAGCCCUAAUGACUCAGAGUGCUUGGAUGUGCAAAUUUUGACAAGGUUUUUAGAGGCGAAGCUGACAGUUUGCCAAUGCUUACUUGGUGAAUACCCUAAUAAUUCCCAGUCUGAUAGGGCCACCAUCAAAUAUGCAGCUGUUGUGGGAAGCACGAAGAGGACAAUUAUUUUCAGUUCGAAGAUAUGUGAAAAUGUGGAGUUGGUAGUUGGAAACUUUGUUCGCAUCCACUCUCCAUGGUAUGACUUGAUAGAAUCAUGCUUUCUGUUUCCUUUCCAUUAG
Asparagus officinalis (garden asparagus) is the source of this 2010-nucleotide messenger RNA. RefSeq lists its product as uncharacterized. The record is from RefSeq and is a predicted model, not a curated record. The coding region runs from base 1 to 2010 and encodes 669 amino acids. NCBI's taxonomy places the organism in Eukaryota, Viridiplantae, Streptophyta, Magnoliopsida, Asparagales, Asparagaceae. The transcript is spliced from 12 exons.